This is a messenger RNA of Dovyalis caffra, 1053 nucleotides long. The record is from the annotation of a GenBank genome assembly. NCBI's taxonomy places the organism in Eukaryota, Viridiplantae, Streptophyta, Magnoliopsida, Malpighiales, Salicaceae.
AUGAUGUACUCUAAUAAGGUGCUAUCUUCCCUUUUAAUCUCGGACGUCAAAGGUGUUCCAUCCAAUGACAUUAAUCCUAUCUUUGAUCUCCCAAAACUCUCAGAGCUUGAUACAUCAGAUGACUCCAUUCCUCUCAUUGAUCUUGAUGGCCUCGACGGUCCUAACCGGUCUCACAUUAUCAACCAGAUUGGCCAAGCAUGCGAAGAAUAUGGUUUCUUUAUGGUGAAGAAUCAUGGAAUUCCAGAGGCAACGAUUAGUAACAUACUAAGUACAGCAAUGAAGUUCUUCAAGUUGCCAAAUGAUGAAAAAUUGAAAUUCCAAUCUAAUGACCCUACCAAGACCAUCAGACUGACUACUGGUUUUAACGAUAAGAACCAGAAAGUCUUCGUGUGGAGAGAAUCCUUGAAGUUUCAUAGUUAUCCUAUAGAAGAUUACGAGCAUGAAUGGCCAGCAAAUCCUCCAUCGUUAAAGGAGGAUGUGGCUAAGUAUGGCACGAGUAUUAGAGGGCUGGAAUUUGCACUGCUUGAAGCCAUAUCGGAGAGCUUAGGCCUGGAAAGAGAAUAUAUAGACAAGACGUUGAGCAUGCAUGGCCAAGGGAUAGCCAUGAACUACUAUCCACCUUGUCCACAGCCAGAGCAAACUUUCGGAUUGCCUGGCCACACUGACCCUAGCAUUAUCACUAUUCUUUUGAUUGAUGAUGUUCCUGGACUCCAAGUCCUCAAAAAUGGCAAGUGGGUCAAUGUUAGUCCUAUUCCCAACACUUUCGUCGUCAAUAUUGGUGAUCAAAUUCAGGUACUUAGCAACGAUCGCUACAAAAGCGUACUUCACCGUGUCGUUGUAAACUGCGAUAAAGAGAGAAUAUCUAUCCCUUCGUUCUACUACUCAUCAUCGGAUACAGUAAUAGGGCCGGCGAAGGAGUUGAUCGACAAUGAUCAUCCGGCUGUAUAUAAAAAAUCUACCUGUAGAGCUUUCAAUGAGAGAAUGUGGAAUGGAGGACUUGCAGCAGCUAAAGCAGCUAAAUCCCAAUCGGAUGUGUCAAAACCCGCUGCUUAG